This is a messenger RNA of Rotaria sp. Silwood1, 1083 nucleotides long. The record is from the annotation of a GenBank genome assembly. Lineage: Eukaryota; Metazoa; Rotifera; Eurotatoria; Philodinida; Philodinidae.
AUGCCCUCAAAACCAAGGAAAAAGAUUCAAGGCCCAACUCUUUAUACAACAUUUGUCGAUGCUUAUAUGAAAGCUCGACCUAAUGAAAAACGAGCUGACAAACAUUAUGAUGCAAAAGUUGAAUGGAAUAAAAUAAAAUGGAAUGAAGAAUAUGUUAAAGAAAAAAUUGAACAAUAUUUAGAAAAAUAUAAUGAAUUUGAAGCAUCUUCAAAGGAAGAUAUUGAAGAUCCAUUAUCAUCUUCUUUUUCAACUCAAUCAAAAACUAAUCGUUGUCAACCCAAAAAGAAACCUAAAAUUGAUCAAUCUAAUGAUACAAUAAAUGAAGAUAAUAAUAAAAAUAAUAAUAAUGAAAAUAUCACAGAUGAUAAACAAUCAAAGAAUUUUGAGAAUAUGGAUGAAGAUGAUUUAGAAGAUGAUAAUAACGAUGAUGAUGAUGAUGAUGAUGGUGAUGAAAAUGAUGAAGAAAAGAAAAAGAGAAAUAGGAAAAAAGCUUAUUUUAUUAAAAAACGUAGAAGAACAGCUGAAGAAGAAUUACUAUUUGAAUAUCCAUUACAAUUACCAAAUGCAACUGGUGGUCCAUUUGAAGCAUUAGUAAAACAAAAAAAAACACCAGCACAAGAACGUAUUUUUCUAGCAUUAAGUUCUAUUAAUGAACGUAUUGCUACAUUAGUACAAGUUAGACAAAUGGGUAUAACAACACCAGAAAAUAGAAAACAAUUAAAACAAUUAAUGAAAGAUAGAAAAAAGAAAUUUUAUGAAUUAAAAAUUCUUCAAUCAAAACAAAUAUCUUCAACUGUAAAGACAGUUAAAAAAAAACAAAUUUUUGACCAUUUAUUUGAAACAAAACCUGAAUUACAUCCACAAUUAAAAAAACUUUAUCGUCGUGUUGCUGGUCGGCCACGUGUUGAAGAAGAAUGCCCUGAUUUAUUACAAAUUAUUGAAGAAAUUGCAAAAGUUGGUGGAGCAAGUGAUGAUCGAAGACAAUCAGAAACUAUUCGACCUUGUUUAACAUUAGAUGAUUUAAGAGAAAAAAUUAGACAAAGAGGUUAUGAUAUUAAACGUACAACACUUUACUAUCGGUAA